AUGGUAGCUUUGGCGAAAAAUGCUGCUUGGGUAUGUCAACAGGCGGAUUUUAACGCUAUGUUUGAAGUCAUUCGACGGCAAAACAGCAAUUUACACCGAUAUUUGACAACUGCAGAUAUUAAAAUGUGGACUCAUUCACAUUUUCCAGGAGACAGAUAUGAUAUCAUGAUAAGCAAUUUUGCAGAAUGCAUUAAUGGCGUGCUUAAGGAGGAAAGAGCGUUUCCUAUUGCAUAUUUUGUGGAUUCAAUUAGAAAGCUGCUUUCAAGAUGGUUUGCGGAAAGGCGAGAGAAAGCUGUCUCGUUGAAAACAAACUUCACAGAUGCAGUUGAACUCGCACUGCAUAUGAGACACGCCAACAUGGGUACAUUAGCUGUUCAACACAUUGAUGCAAACCGUUCGUAUGAUACUGGUGGAGAUUUAAACUGUAUGGUUGAUCUAGAAAAGAGGAGUUGUACUUGUAGGCAAUAUGAUCUCGAUAAGAUAUCAUGUGAGCACGCAAUUAAAGUGGCUCAAUCUCGGAAAAUUGCUGAAGCAAACCUGGUGGAUCCUGUUUACACAAAAGGCUACUUGGUUGCAGCGUACGCAGAACCUAUUAACCCUACGCAUGAAGAUUUGAUCCCACCAGCUGAUGUACUUAGUCAAGUGUGUCUGCCACCCGAAAUUUGCAAACAACGUGGUAGGUCUAAGAUGAAGAGAUACUUAUCUGCAAUUGAAAAAGCUAAGAGAUUCAAGCGUCAACUUUUGAAAAAGAGGAACCAACCAUUGAGUACUAGCAAUCCACCUCCGGCGAGAAAGGAAGGCAAUCAGACUUCACAGAAAACAUCAACAAAGAAACAUUGUCGUAGUCCAGCUCCCAAGUACGCCAUUAAAAGAGAAGCAAACCAAUCCACCGCGGAGGACGCCAUCAACUAA
Messenger RNA from Raphanus sativus (radish), 912 nucleotides. RefSeq lists its product as uncharacterized. The record is from RefSeq and is a predicted model, not a curated record. NCBI's taxonomy places the organism in Eukaryota, Viridiplantae, Streptophyta, Magnoliopsida, Brassicales, Brassicaceae. The transcript is spliced from 2 exons. Bases 1 to 912 code for a protein of 303 amino acids. Gene Ontology annotation, molecular function: zinc ion binding.